Molecule: messenger RNA, 1174 nt
Organism: Trichomonas vaginalis G3
Lineage: Eukaryota; Parabasalia; Trichomonadida; Trichomonadidae
Product: protein of unknown function, DUF4106 family
Exons: 1
Source: RefSeq, a predicted model, not a curated record
AUGGAUAGCGAUGAGUAUAAAAAAGAAGUUGAAGCAAAUGUAAAGGCAGAAAAACUUUUACAGUUGCAAAACCAAACCGUACAGUAUGAAAACUUAGCACAAGAAAGUAAAAAUAACGACGCGGCUAUGCAAAAGGCAAUGAAAAGCGCAGAAUAUAUAAAAGCUAAUAAUGACUGGUUAGAUGCCCAAGCCAACGCUAAAGCAGCCCAGCUUAUAGGGUCAAUAAGGACAAAAAUACAAGCGGAUGAAGACAGUUCAAAUGAAGCUUUAAUGAAUGCUGACUUUAAGAACGCCUUCGAAGCUCUUCAUAGUAAGGUGAAACAAGUGAACGACUUCUCAUCUGGAAAGAAACUGAAGUCUGAAGGUUUCGACAAAGAGUUAAGAGAAGUAGCACAAAAUAUGACGAAAAUAACAGAUGCAGCAACGAGACAGGCAGUUCAAAGUGCCUAUGACGCCGUUAGAGCAACUGUUGUGGAAAGUCAAGAAAAAGAGUUACAACAGACCAAAACAGACCUAGUAAAUGCUUUCUUAAGAACGAAAAGUCAGGUAGGACAUUACGCUGCAGAUGGAACAUAUGUGCCAGCUGGUGGAACUUAUAUACCACCAAACCCUCCAAGAGAAGCACCUGCACCAGGACUACCUAAAACAUUUACAUCGUCACAUGGACACAGACACAGGCAUGCACCAAAACCAACAGUUCAAAAUCCAGCACAACAACCAACACAACCAGCACAACAACCAACACAACAACCAGCACAGCAACCAACAGUUCAAAACCCUGCACAACAACAACCACAAACAGAGCAAGGACAUAAAAGAAGUAGAGAACAAGGAAACCAAGAAUUCUUAAAAAUGCUUAAAGAAGAGUGUGGUUUCCCAGAUAGUAUUGACUUUAGUGACAGAUAUAAAGAAGCUAUUAGAAAGUUCAAGGAUGGAAAUACUGACCCGGACCUAUUUAGCUUUAUGGCUCAGCACCAAAACGGAUAUAAUCUCAAACCUGGAAAAUACAAGCUCGCUAAGGGAUAUGAUUUAAUAGCAUAUCAUCCAAAUGACAUGGAUGAAUUUACUCCGAGAUAUUUGAUGUCAGAGCUAAAUGACAAUUCAACUUUCGUCAUGAAACGCGUAAAAAAUAGAGACGGAACGAAAGAACAAAAGCUUAUGAAUGCGGAUGACG